AUGACAGUCCCUUCGUAUGACCAUGAUCUCGACACCGAUUUCCACCUGUUUCUGUCCACAGACGAUGGAUCCAAGCCAGUGACAUCUAUGCAGAUAUCCCCCGAGCCUCAUGUGUUCGUUGCGGUUGGCGAAGUGGGAGGAUGCACCAAGGUCUACGAAUGCGAAAGCCCAUUCAAUGUGAUCGCGAGUUUAAGCCCAGCACCUUCCUCAGAUCUGCCAUGCGAGCCCAAAUCUCUCGCCUGGAAUCCGAGCGACCCAACCGAGCUACAUGUUGGGUUUUCAAACGGAGACAUAAGCACGCAUCGAUUUUACAGAACUAAGGAUCAUGAUGAAUUUCAAUGUACCAGUACAGUAAUCCAGAGAGAUACGACCGACGAAAAGCAAGAAGGACCCGUGAAUCAUCUUGCAUUAUCUCGGGAUGGGUCCAUCAUGGGCGCCAUUAUCCACCAACGUCCGAUCGUGUUUCAUAGAGAUUCAAAUGGCGCUGUGGUGAAGACAACAUCUAUAGACUGCGGCUCCUGCACACCCUGGCGUCUGGUGUUCUAUCAACGCAGGAAUUUCGACCGCAUGAUAAUUGCGAUGCACAAUUCAAGUGACUAUAAGACUGGAGUGAUAGCGAUACGCGUGCCCGCUCCGGAAGAUGACAGCAACAAUAAGUAUAAUAUGCUAUGGAAAAUAGAGACGCGGCAAGACUUUAUUCUGAGUUUUGCCAUUUCUCCUGAUCAAUCUCGCUUCGCCAUCAUUUACGCACACGGAGGCCUUGAAGUUUAUUCCAUCUCGUCGGCCUUCAUCGCCGCCUGUAUAGCAUGGGAUCCUCCGUCUGAUGACGACAACUUCCCAUGGAUGUCUGCUUCAUCCAAAACAACUCACUGGUCAUUGUGGUUGAUCUUCGACGGGCAGGACGCCAACAAGUCUCGAGCAUUAUCUCGUUUAGAUGCGGCAACCUCCUCUCAGGGCGAGAUUCUAGUCAUUAUGGGUGACAGACACCCUCAUGCCUCUAAGGGAGACAUAAUCUUCCUCACUACAAAGAAGAUGCCGCCCCAAGAAGCCGCCCCAGCCCCCGCCGUGGCUUCUGCGCCGGCUCCAGGCCCUCUAAUUACCCCCACAACACCCGGGCACACUAGUACUUCUGCACCAAUACCCGUUCCUGACCCUGCCCCCGCUGCUCCCACCCCUGCACUAGCACCUGUUCCUGACCCCGCCCCCGCUUCUGCUCCUGACCCCGCCCCCGCUUCUGCUCCUGACCCCGCCCCAGCGCCCAUUCCUGACCCCGCUCGCGCUUCUGGUCUGUACCCUGCCCCCGCCUCUGGCCCUGCUGCCGGACCCACCCAAGUAUCAACACUAACUCCCGACCCUUCUCCUGCUCCCGCAGCCCCUCUGCCGCCGGCCGCGGCUCCAUCAGUUGUUGGCCCGAAAGGUGCUUUCAGCAGCGUCGGCGAGGGCUCACUUGUGGCACCAAACACACCAACUGCGAGGUCCCUUACAUAUGCGCCGCCUUUGGUACCUCCGAUGAAUCUGGAUCUCAACAGUGUUCCCAUCGAUAUCGAUAGUGUUCACGGUGAGGGUGCGGCAGCAUCAGAAGCAGACACCUUUGACUCUUCUUCGUCAUCUCCGACGGACGUGCCAAGAGCGGCACCAAUUGUGUCGCUGAAGACGACCAUUAUAUUGGGAGUUUUGCUUGCUGUAUACUCAGCCAUCCAAUUCACUCAAGAGACAACAGAGACAGCCACAGUGCAUGUUUAUUCAGUGGAAGCUCCCCCUAAGCCUGCCGCAUAUCCCACCAUAACUGCAACAGUGACGGAGACAGCCACAAUCAUAUCACUCCCCGCCGCCUCUACGUCCUUUGUAACCAAGACGGCAACUGUCACCUCAACAGUCAUGGGCGCAGACACAUCAACCCUUACUACGACCGUAUUCACAACCGAGACGGCGACACUGACAGUGCGGGCAAAGACCCAUGAUACAACGACCUUAUAUUCUGCGGCAUCCCGCAUUGGCGCCAUUCUGUACACGAUCAUAUUUGUGUUAAUAUGCAUAGUCCUACCUUUGGGAGGACUGGCACUAGAUCGCCCGGAUGCUAAGGAAGCGAUUUAUGGAUGUGCCAGGCAAGUCUGGGGGUCUUUAGGCGAAACUCAUCCAAAUAUCCAGAAUUUCCUUGUAGUUUUGAGUGUUUUUUUGUGGCGUCACUGGAACAAGUUCAUUGGACCAGGCGAUAACAAUGACAAUGGUGAUGGCGACAGAGACCUUGGCAAAGCCGUGGGGCCAAUUUUCAUGCCAGGGAAUGCGCAACUCGAUUGA
Pleurotus ostreatus (oyster mushroom) is the source of this 2298-nucleotide messenger RNA. RefSeq lists its product as uncharacterized. The transcript has 10 exons. Gene Ontology annotation, molecular function: protein binding. The record is from RefSeq and is a predicted model, not a curated record. The coding region runs from base 1 to 2298 and encodes 765 amino acids. NCBI's taxonomy places the organism in Eukaryota, Fungi, Basidiomycota, Agaricomycetes, Agaricales, Pleurotaceae.